GAGGAGAAGGGAAAAUGUCGUCGGCCGUGAGGCAGGAGCUGACCCAGCUCAUGAGCUCCAGCGGCUCCCACAAGGAUCUGGCGGGGAACUGUUGAAGUGAAGCUUUCCCCCCCUGCGCACAGAACUGUUCCUACAAGGCAGGCUUCCAUUAUGUAGAGGAAUUACAUGCUGCCCUCCAGAGGCCAGCUUGAGGUAUCGACAGAUAUUGGAAAAAGCCAUCCAGCUGUCGGGAGCUGAACAACUGGAAGCAUUGAAAGCUUUCGUAGAAGCAAUGGUGAAUGAAAAUGUCAGUUUAGUCAUUUCGCGGCAGUUGCUGACAGACUUCUGUACUCAUCUUCCAAGCCUUCCAGACAGCACAGCCAAAGAAAUUUACCACUUCACUUUGGAAAAGAUCCAACCUCGUGUAAUUUCCUUUGAGGAGCAGGUCGCUUCUAUAAGGCAACACCUUGCAUCGAUUUAUGAGAAGGAAGAAGAUUGGAGGAAUGCAGCGCAAGUGUUGGUGGGGAUUCCUUUGGAAACAGGCCAGAAGCAAUACAAUGUAGACUAUAAACUGGAAACCUAUCUGAAAAUUGCCCGGCUCUAUCUGGAAGACGAUGAUCCCGUUCAGGCAGAGGCGUAUAUCAACAGAGCCUCCCUUCUGCAGAAUGAAUCAACCAAUGAGCAGCUACAGAUCCACUAUAAGGUGUGCUACGCUCGUGUUCUCGACUACAGAAGGAAGUUCAUUGAAGCUGCUCAGAGAUACAAUGAACUCUCAUACAAGAGCAUAGUCCACGAAAGUGAGAGAUUGGAGGCUCUGAAGCAUGCCUUGCACUGCACGAUCUUAGCAUCCGCAGGACAGCAGCGUUCUCGUAUGCUUGCCACUCUUUUCAAGGAUGAGCGGUGCCAGCAGCUAGCGGCCUAUGGGAUCCUGGAGAAAAUGUAUCUGGACAGGAUUAUCCGAGGGAAUCAGUUACAAGAAUUUGCCGCGAUGCUCAUGCCACAUCAGAAAGCAACGACUGCGGAUGGUUCUAGUAUCUUGGACAGAGCUGUGAUUGAACAUAAUUUGUUAUCUGCAAGCAAGCUGUAUAACAAUAUUACUUUUGAAGAACUUGGAGCGUUAUUAGAAAUUCCUGCAGCCAAGGCAGAAAAAAUAGCCUCUCAGAUGAUAACAGAAGGCCGCAUGAAUGGAUUUAUUGAUCAGAUAGAUGGAAUCGUUCACUUUGAAACUCGUGAAGCGUUGCCAACAUGGGACAAACAGAUCCAGUCGCUUUGCUUCCAAGUUAACAAUCUUUUGGAGAAGAUUAGCCAGACUGCCCCAGAAUGGACAGCACAGGCAAUGGAAGCUCAGAUGGCUCAGUAGACUCCCCGUGCUUCAGAGAGGGAAAGGUUUUUUUUUUCUGAAAAUGUGAAAUAGACAUAUGAAAUUGAACUUAUUGCUUUGACUCAACUUCUGAUAUGACCAUGCAUAGACAAAGUGUAGAAUGUAUAUAUUGUGUACCAUUUCUACUUUUUUUUUUUUGCUCAAAGGCACAUUAGUACAGCAUACGUAAAUCAGUUUUAAAGCUGUUUAAAAUAACCACACAGAGAACAAAAGUGUUAAGUUUUGUAUCAAUUUCAGUUGCUUAGUGGCCUUGUGAAUAUUUUUUUGUGUUGUGAAAACUGAAGUGCCAUAUUCUCUUUAGUUAUAGUUAUUCCAAUAAAGACAUGUCGGGCGUUAAUGAAA
Eublepharis macularius is the source of this 1702-nucleotide messenger RNA. RefSeq names its product COP9 signalosome subunit 4 (gene COPS4). Gene Ontology annotation, cellular component: cytosol; COP9 signalosome. The record is from RefSeq and is a predicted model, not a curated record. The transcript has 11 exons. NCBI's taxonomy places the organism in Eukaryota, Metazoa, Chordata, Lepidosauria, Squamata, Eublepharidae. The coding region runs from base 272 to 1339 and encodes 355 amino acids.